UCCAGGCGCCUGCGCAGACCCUGAAAACCGGCCAGGGUGGCCCCGAGCUUUCCUUUUCCGGUUGCGGCGCCGCGCGGUGAGGUUGUCUAGUCCACGUUCACAGCCAUGCCGUCCAAGGGUCCGCUGCAGUCCGUGCAGGUCUUCGGACGCAAGAAGACAGCUACAGCUGUUGCGCACUGCAAACGCGGCAAUGGCCUCAUCAAGGUGAACGGGCGGCCCCUGGAGAUGAUCGAGCCGCGUACCCUCCAAUACAAGUUGCUGGAGCCAGUUCUGCUUCUCGGCAAGGAGCGAUUUGCUGGUGUGGAUAUCCGGGUCCGUGUGAAGGGUGGUGGUCACGUGGCCCAGAUUUAUGGUGAGUCCUAUGAACUGGGCGCCGGAGGGAGGUGGCUCUGGGAGGGAGGCCUUCAGAAAGCUCCCGUACCCUUUAACUUUGUGUCUUCCUCACAGCUAUCCGUCAGUCCAUCUCCAAAGCCCUGGUGGCCUAUUACCAGAAAUAUGUGGAUGAAGCUUCCAAGAAGGAGAUCAAAGACAUCCUCAUCCAGUAUGACCGGACCCUGCUGGUAGCUGAUCCCCGGCGCUGUGAAUCCAAAAAGUUUGGAGGCCCUGGUGCCCGUGCUCGCUACCAGAAAUCCUACCGAUAAGCGCAUCCUGAUGAUCAAAGUUCACCUGUAUAAUAAAGUUCUUGAGGGAUUUUACUGUUUCAAGAA
Molecule: messenger RNA, 707 nt
Organism: Cebus imitator (Panamanian white-faced capuchin)
Lineage: Eukaryota; Metazoa; Chordata; Mammalia; Primates; Cebidae
Gene: RPS16
Product: ribosomal protein S16
Exons: 4
Coding region: 106-564 (152 amino acids)
Biological process (GO): translation; maturation of SSU-rRNA from tricistronic rRNA transcript (SSU-rRNA, 5.8S rRNA, LSU-rRNA)
Cellular component (GO): ribosome; cytosolic small ribosomal subunit
Molecular function (GO): RNA binding; structural constituent of ribosome
Source: RefSeq, a predicted model, not a curated record